Scheffersomyces amazonensis is the source of this 2478-nucleotide messenger RNA. It is a transcript of the gene NOT3, whose product is annotated as CCR4-NOT core subunit. The record is from RefSeq and is a predicted model, not a curated record. Gene Ontology annotation, cellular component: nucleus; P-body; CCR4-NOT core complex. Lineage: Eukaryota; Fungi; Ascomycota; Pichiomycetes; Serinales; Debaryomycetaceae. Gene Ontology annotation, biological process: regulation of DNA-templated transcription; nuclear-transcribed mRNA poly(A) tail shortening. The transcript has 2 exons. The coding region runs from base 82 to 2142 and encodes 686 amino acids.
UGAAACUGAAUACCUAAAGCUAUUUCAACGGAUUAGCACGUAAUUAUUUGAAACUAAUUGCUGCUACGGCCACCUAAGAUUAUGGCGAAUAGGAAGCUACAGAAGGAUAUUGAUAUAAUAUUCAAAAAAAUCCUGGAGGGAUUGCACGAGUUUAAUUAUCAUUACGAAAGAUAUGAAAGCAUAAACACUGAAGAUGAUAGUGAUAAUCAACGAGAGAAGGAAAAGCUUGAAAAUGAUUUAAAGAAAGAGAUUAAACGACUUCAGAAAUUUAGAGAACAAAUUAAGAUCUGGCAACUGAAUGACGUCAUUAAGACUUUGGGGCUAUCUUCAACAGCUUUAUCAAAUAAAUUAAAUGAUAAUAAAAAACUAAUAGAAGAAGCAAUGGAAGUGUAUAAAGAUGUAGAAAGAAGUUCUAAAUUGAAAACUUUUUCAAAUCAAUCUAUUCUAAUGGCUUCAAAGGAAAAUCAUAAUAAUAGUUUCCGAGAUGAUGAUGAUGAUGAUGAUGAUGAAGAUAGUGAAGAUGAAUCUUUUGAUGAAUUUGAUUCUAAUGAUGAAGAUGAUGAAGAUGAAGAUUUACGACCCGAAUCUCAAGAAAUCGUAUCAUUUUUAAAAGAUAGUGUACUUCAACUAAGUAAUCAAACUAAGAAACUAAAUAAUGAAUUUGAUAAACUAUCUCAAAAGAAAUUACGAAAAAACAAUCUAAGUACUAUUGAAAGUAAGAAAGAAAAGAUUCAAUCAACUAUUGAGGCCAAUAAAUUCCAUAGUAAAAAACUAUUGAAGAUUAUUAAAUUAAUUAGAGCCAAUAAAUUAACUGAUGUCAAUGUAUGCUGGGUCAUUAAAAAUGAUUUAGAAAAAUUCAUUGAAUCUGGUGAAAAUGAUGAAUUUGAUGAAGGCUUAUAUGAUGAUAUCUUUAAUCUGGUCACUGCCGAAGAAGAAGAUUUUGUAGAUUAUACUGACAACAAUACCCAAACUAAUGCUAAUGAUGCAAAUACUAAUGAAAAUGAUAUCUUAGCAACUCCAGUUAAACCUGAAAGAGAAGAGAAUCAUACGAAUCACUUUAAUGGACCUUCACAACCGGAAAUCAAACUGAAAGUAUCUUCCACAACUAAUAGUUUAACUUCUCCACUCCCGAAGAAAGUGGUAAGUCCUGAAUUAGCCAGUCCUGCUAUUGUGCGUAAUCUAAAACCUGCCCCCACCCCUUCAAAGCCCGUAGGGACCAUGAAAUGGUCGGCUGCAGCAGUUGCAGGAUUAGCUGAUCAUUCUAGUUCUUCAAGUAGUAAAUCACCUGAACCAUCUGGAGUUUCUAGUAAUGGUACUUCAAUAACAAGUAUAGAGGAAGAACAAGAACAGGAAAAACAAUCAAAACAAGAACAUCACCGUGAAUCUCAACAAACUGAUUCCCAACCGAAAGUAUAUUAUGAAGACCAUGUCAUUCAGCAACAACAACGAGAAGACUCCAACAAAUAUUCAACCAUUCUUCGAGAAUCAGGAUUUUCAAAUGUCGAAUUGAAUUUAUUCAGUGAUAUGAAAUUAGUUACUUUACCACCGGGAAUGCAAGAUUUAGUAGUAUCUUUUACUUCCAAGAGAAAUAAAUCAGACGAUUUCAAGUUAUUAGUGGAUGAAAAAGAGUAUAAUCAAUAUACUAUUCCAAUAACAAAGCCAUUUUUACCUGAAAAUAUUAAUAAUUUCCCCGUUCAAUUUUUGAAAUUACAAGCUGGUUGGAAUAAAAUUAGAGGACAAUAUGAAUUUAAUAAUGUAGUUAAUGAGAUUAAAGAAUUAUUUGCCAGUAAUAAUGCAAAUGCUAUUCCUCGAAUUAACGAAUUAACAAAUGUAUUGUUUUACGGAUUUUAUUAUGGAAUAACUCCAGUGGAAAAUUUAAUUGCUGAGGAAAGUCUUUUUAAUUUGGGUUGGAAACCCUAUAGAUUGCAGGAAGCUGGUCAAAAUCCAUUAAUUAGUAAUAAUCUUAAAUCUAAUAAUUACUUCUUUUGGGUUAGAAAGAUUAACUCAUUACCAUCUAAUGAUUCCAACUUUGAAUUUGGAGAUUUCCAAGUAUUUAAUUUAACUACUUGGGAAAUCUUUGUUAAGAAUAAUUAUAAGUUGGAAACAAGAUUAUUACAAGUUUCUCCUUCUAUAACCGUUUAAGAGUUAUAAUUUUAUUAUUAUUACUACUCUAUUAGUUUUAUUGUUGUUCUCUAUGUACGUUUGGUCAUCCUCUUUUACUUUGUUUAUUAGUUCGAAUAUUGGUAUUAUUGUCAAUGUUAAUACAUAGUCAUAAUUCAUCGAACCGACACUGUAGAUCUGAAGUUAAAAUGAUUGGAAUUUCAUCAUCCGAAUCAAGUGAUUCAAAUACAAGUAUAUCAUCAUUACUAAUAGAUGAACAUAGUAUUAUAGGGGAAGUACAUGGUGGUGAAAACUCUUGUGGUUGAGAGUUUUGCGGAGAAAAGAAUCUUUCAAUUACUGAAUCUUGGGUAGUUGAAA